Molecule: messenger RNA, 741 nt
Organism: Arachis stenosperma
Lineage: Eukaryota; Viridiplantae; Streptophyta; Magnoliopsida; Fabales; Fabaceae
Product: signal peptide peptidase-like 2
Exons: 6
Coding region: 1-741 (246 amino acids)
Biological process (GO): membrane protein proteolysis
Cellular component (GO): cytoplasmic side of endoplasmic reticulum membrane; lumenal side of endoplasmic reticulum membrane; Golgi-associated vesicle membrane
Molecular function (GO): aspartic endopeptidase activity, intramembrane cleaving
Source: RefSeq, a predicted model, not a curated record
AUGAAGAAUAGCAUAAGGGGAUGCAUAUCAUGCAUCCUACCAUGCGGGGCAUUGGACGUGAUACGUAUAGUUCACUCCAAUGGCAGAAUUGACGAUCUCACUACUCGCACCAUCAACGCUGCUGACGUCAUGAGAGCUCAUCCUAACCAUAUCCUCAAGAAAUAUUCUCCCUCCGACCUUCUCAUCAUUCCUCCCCACGCUGACCUCUAUCGCGGCAACAUCUACUUCCUCGUUCCCCUCCCUCCCCUCCCCCUCCCAAUCAACACGCUACAGCAAAGAACAAUAGAAACUGUUCUUCUUAGUUGCGCCUUUCUAUAUGGCAUCUUCUGGGUAUUUGUCUCUAAGUGGUGGUUCCAUGAGAGCGUAAUGAUAGUGGUAGCUCGAGGCGAUAGGAGUGGAGAAGAUGGUAUCUCCAUGCUGCUUAGCAUAAUUGGUUUUGGGGACAUAAUCUUAUCGGGGCUUCUAGUCGCAUUUUCACUAAGGUAUGAUUGGUUGGCAAAGAGGAACCUUCGGUCUGGAUACUUCGUGUGGGCAAUGAGUGCUUACGGUUUAGGUCUCCUUCUAACAUAUGUUGCUUUGAACUUGAUGGAUGGGCAUGGUCAACCAGCAUUGCUUUAUAUCGUCCCGUUUACUCUUGGCACAUUUUUGUUAUUGGAAAAGAAGAGAGGUGAACUCAAUCUUUUAUGGAUAAGAGGAGAACCAGAAAUGCCUUGCCCUCAUAACCAAGAGUCUCAACAAUGA